UGUCAUCUGUCAUUAUCACACCAAAGGUUCACUCACAUAGACGAGUUGAUGGUUUUAUUUUUUUAGUGAGUUGGCCGAUUCUGCGAGAUAUUUUGUUUUAAAUUAAUAUUGGUAUAAAUCACCAAAAUGUCGAAAAAGAAGGGAAAUAAGAAAAAUCAAGAUUUCGAUGAGGAUUUCGAGGAGAAAAAAACUAUUACAAGCGAUUCUCACGAGGUAACCUCUAAAAGUAAAGGAAAAGGGAAAAAGAAGGGUAAAAGCAACGCAGGCGACUGGAGUGAUAGUGAUGAAGACGUUCCGAAGAAGGUGGUAGCGUCUGAUGACGAGGACGUUCCUAAACCAGCAGCAAAGAAAUCACAAAAGAAAGCCAAGAACAAGAAGAAGGGUCAUGACUCUGAUGAUGAACAGGAUGAUACAAAAUCAACAACGAGUAGUGCCACAAAUGCUACUCCUAAACCAGCAGCCAAGGGCAGUAAAAAGAAGAAAGGCAAAGGUAAGAAAGACGACGAUUGGUCUUCUGAAGGCAGUGAUGUGGAGCUCAAAGAAGUAUCAGAAGAAGAGAUUGUGAAGCCUGUUAGUAAAAAGAAAACUAAAAAUAAAAAGAAAAAUAUAGACGCGGAAUCGUCUGAUGAAGAGGAUCAUGACCAUGAUGAUUCUAAAUCAGUAGUUAGCAAUGUUUCUAGUAAUCCAGCCAAACCAGCUUCUAAGUCAAAGAGCAAAAAAGGUAAAGGAAAGAAAGAAGACUGGCCAGAUGAAGAGAGUGAUAAGGAAUUAAAAAUGCCUUCAGAGGAGGAGGAAGAAAUUGUAAUCCCUGUAGUUAAGAGUAAAGGUAAAAAUAAAAAGAAGAACAAUAUCGAUGACAUAGAGGCAGAGUUGAAGAAGUUUGAGGUGAAAGACCCUGAGCCUGAACCAGAGGUGCCCGUCAAAUCAAAGGAUAAAUCCAAGAAAUCUAGUAAAAAGGAAGAAAUAGUUGAACCAGAAGCCUCUCCUGAUGAAGCUGCAAUGGAGACUGACGAUAAAGUACCAGAGUUACCGGAGAAGGAGAAGGAAGAGCCGGCUGAGAAGAAAAUGAGUCACAAAGAGAAGAAGAAGUUGAAGAAACAGCAAGAGUAUGAGAAGCAGAUGGAGUUGUUGACUAAGAAGGGAGGACAGGGACACAGUGAUCUAGAUGCCAACUUCACUGUUAGUCAGGCGCAGAAAACUGCUGGUCAAAUGGCAGCAUUAGAAAACGCAGUGGACAUUAAAGUAGAAAACUUUUCAAUUAGCGCUAAGGGCAAAGAUUUGUUCGUGAACGCCAACCUAUUGAUCGCUAACGGUCGGAGGUACGGUCUUGUAGGCCCUAAUGGUCAUGGAAAGACCACGUUGUUGAGGCAUCUGGCCCAACGUGCCUUCCCUCUCCCUCCUCACAUAGAUAUACUGCUGUGUGAGCAAGAGGUCACUGCUAGUGAUAUGAGUGCCGUUGAUACUCUGCUUGAGGCUGAUGUUAAGAGGACUGAAUUGCUCAAGGAAUGUAAAGAAUUGGAAGCUAUCAUAGAAAAGGGAGAUCUUAGCAAACAAGAUAGGUUAAAUGAGGUAUACGCAGAAUUGAAAGCUAUUGGCGCGGACUCUGCCGAGCCGCGCGCGCGUCGUAUCCUGGCCGGUCUCGGGUUCAGUCGGGAGAUGCAGGACCGAGCUACUAAGAACUUCUCCGGAGGUUGGCGUAUGAGAGUGUCGCUUGCUAGAGCGCUGUACAUAGAGCCAACAUUACUGAUGCUUGACGAACCUACAAACCAUUUAGAUCUGAACGCCGUCAUCUGGUUGGAUAACUACCUCCAAGGUUGGAAGAAGACACUCCUAGUAGUGUCCCACGACCAGUCUUUCUUAGACAACGUAUGUAAUGAGAUCAUCCACUUAGAUACACAGAAGUUGUACUAUUACAAGGGUAAUUACUCCAUGUUCAAGAAGAUGUACGCGCAGAAGAGAAAGGAAAUGAUCAAGGAAUAUGAGAAGCAGGAGAAGAGAUUGAAAGACUUGAAGGCGCAUGGACAGUCGAAGAAACAGGCUGAGAAGAAACAGAAGGACGCGUUGACUCGUAAACAGGAGAAGAACCGCAGUAAGGCGCAGCGCGAGGACGAGGAGAGCGCCGCGCCCACCGCGCUGCUGCAGCGGCCCAAGGAGUACAUCGUCAAGUUCUCCUUCCCCGACCCGCCGCCGCUACAGCCCCCUAUACUUGGGUUACACAAUGUGUUCUUCAAUUUCCCGGGCCAGAAGCCUCUGUUCAAAGGCGUGGACUUUGGUAUUGACUUGAACUCACGUAUCGCCAUCGUUGGCCCCAACGGAGUGGGCAAGUCCACCUUCCUCAAACUGCUAGUGGGUGAACUAAACCCCGUGCAAGGAGAACUUAUUAGGAAUCAUAGGCUGAGGAUAGGUCGCUUCGACCAGCAUUCCGGCGAACAUCUAACAGCCGAGGAGACUCCAGCCGAAUACCUUCAGAGGCUGUUCGGCCUUCAAUACGAGAAGGCUCGCAAGGCGCUCGGUACCUUCGGCCUGGCUAGUCACGCGCACACUAUCAAGAUGAUGGAUCUCAGUGGAGGACAGAAAGCCAGGGUUGCGCUGGCUGAACUGACUCUAAUGGCACCCGAUGUUGUUAUUUUGGACGAGCCUACAAACAACUUGGACAUCGAGAGUAUAGACGCGUUGGCGGACGCGAUCAACGACUAUAAGGGCGGCGUGGUCAUAGUGUCCCACGACGAGCGACUUAUCAGGGAGACCGACUGCGCGCUCUACGUCAUCGAGGACCAGACUAUCAAUGAGGUGGACGGUGACUUCGACGACUACCGUAAGGAGUUGCUGGAGAGUCUCGGCGAGACCAUCAACUCUCCGUCUAUCAUCGCGAACGCGGCGGUCCAACAGUAAUCGAAUAAACCCCAACUCGUUGUACCAUUUGUUGAAAUUAUUUUAUAUGUACUUACUUAUUAUGUUUCUUCCUUCCACUAUUAACUAUUAUAAAUGUACACAAUACAUUAUGUAUCAUUAUACAAUCAUCGUCAUAUAAGCUACUAAGUACCAAGUUCUGUCACAUAGGUCUCUCUCAAAUAACUUUAAUAUCUUACAUCCAUUUUUACCUAGUGGUAUGUAUACUAUUUGUCACCAAAAUACAUUUUUAACCGACUUCGAAAACGAGGAGGUUUUGAUUUUGGUUUAUAUGUUAUUUAGUGUCAAGAGAUUUGAAUGGUGCUAAAGGUUUUUUAUCCUGUGCACAUAGGUUGUGAAUUUGGAAUGGAUAGAGUUAGGAAGUAUGGGUGUAAGUUUCUUUCUUUGAUAAUAAAACUGUUUCUAUGUCUACAUAAUCUAAGUUUUCAUUAAAUUUCAGUGCCAUGAAUAGUUUUGACAAAUAGUACAGCGUGCGUAUUGUUGAAUAUGAUAAACUGUAUUACUGUACUCAGUACAUAAUCGAAUUCAUUAAAGUUUUAAUGUAAAACAUGCUUGUAUAAUAUGAGAUUAUUGUCUUGCAAUCUCCAAGUGCCUAUUUUUAGAGCACUCUUAUAUUCUAACACUGCCCAUUAUUACGUUUUUAAAUAAAAAUGAAUUGUUAUUUAAUAGAAAAUGUAGUAUUCUUUACAUAUUGAAAACGUAGUAUUCUUUACAUAUUCAAGUUUUGAUAUGUGGCAAUACUUAUUUUCUGUUAUAUGGCAACACAGACUUUCAAGAUGUCUUCCAAUACUUUCAGCUUAAAGUAUGGUAUCAUCUAACAAAUAUGUCCAUUUUUAAAUGUUUUGUUUGAUAUACUCACGCGUAGUUAGUAUAAUAAAUUCAGAAUAAUCUAGAACAAAUAAAAUGUCACAUGAUGUAAUCGAUUAUUAUAAUAAAACACUGCGUUUUAUUUCCAAUUGUUUGUUUCUGUCGAAUAGUAUAAUAUGUUGGGCAAUGUGUCUUUCACAAUUGAAUUUAAAUGUAACAUAUUUAAAUAAAUAUUUAUACACAUUAAUAAAUUUUGUUACAAAAUGUA
Spodoptera frugiperda (fall armyworm) is the source of this 3985-nucleotide messenger RNA. RefSeq names its product ATP-binding cassette sub-family F member 1. Bases 127 to 2892 code for a protein of 921 amino acids. The record is from RefSeq and is a predicted model, not a curated record. Gene Ontology annotation, molecular function: ATP binding; ATP hydrolysis activity. The transcript is spliced from 17 exons. Lineage: Eukaryota; Metazoa; Arthropoda; Insecta; Lepidoptera; Noctuidae.